This is a messenger RNA of Emiliania huxleyi CCMP1516, 732 nucleotides long. RefSeq lists its product as hypothetical. The transcript is spliced from 4 exons. Lineage: Eukaryota; Haptophyta; Isochrysidales; Noelaerhabdaceae. The coding region runs from base 1 to 732 and encodes 243 amino acids. The record is from RefSeq and is a predicted model, not a curated record.
AUGGCCGCUUCAGCCCACCACUCGACCGCUCGCUGUGUAGAUCGCGACGCUGCCUGGCGCCUGCGGCCGCCGUGCCGUCCGUGCGCUAGCUCCAACGUCUCGUCCGCCUCGGACAGUAGCUCCAGCACCUGCGCUAGCUCCGACUUUGCGUCGCUCGCAGCGGCCGCAAAGGCUCGCGUCUUGGCAGGCCUCGCCGCCUCUCUCCGCUCGGCCGACGGCUGGGAGGCGCGCGCGUCAAGCGCAGAGGAGUUCGCUGCGGCGACAGGCCGCGCCGUCCUAGGCCUCGGUCCUGCGGAGCUUGCCGCCGUCCGCGAGAAGCUGCUGUCGGACGGAGUGCGGCGGCAGGAGGAGCUGGCGUCGGCCGAGCAGCUCGCGGCUGCCGUGUUUGAGCGAGCACUGUCUGGCAAGCUGAUCGAAGAGGCGCAGCAGUCGGGAGACUACUGGGGCGGCGCGUCCGCGGAGGCGGGAGGCUGGCCGCUGGCGGCCGCGGUCUACGACGGCUCGCGGGCGCACGCGGCCUUCUACAAGCCUCACUUGGACUGCAAGGAGCCCGCCUCGAACCCGCGCCGCCUGACCGCCAUCCUCUACUUGCAGCCGCCCGGCUGGGACGGCGGCGGCGAGCUGCGCGCGUGGCGGCGCGACGGCGAGGCGGUGGAGAUCGCGCCGCUCGGGGGGCGACUCGUGCUCUUCCGCGCGUGCGACGUGCUCCACGAGGCAGCCUGGGAACGGUAA